AGCCGAACUGAAAUACCGCGAGGAUCAGUCGAGGUUGCCCAAAAGAGUGGGGAACGUUUCUCUUUAGGAGGCGGUCUCGGCUGGGGAACCGGACCGGAAGUGACGUGAGCGAGUUCCGGUUGGCCAGAGCCCCGCGGCGGGUGUGAGAGUCAGUCGGGAGCCGCUUCCAGGAUCCUGAGAUCUGGAGAAGCAGGAGUCAGAGCGGCUCCUCAAGAGUUACUGAUCUAUGAAAUGGCAGAGAAUGGAAAAAAUUGUGACCAGAGACGUGUAGCAAUGAACAAGGAACAACAUAAUGGAAAUUUCACAGACCCCUCUUCAAUAAAUGAAAAGAAGAGGAGGGAUCGAGAAGAAAGACAGAAUAUUGUCCUGUGGAGGCAGCCACUCGUUACCUUGCAGUAUUUUUCUCUGGAAAUCCUUAUAAUCUUGAAGGAAUGGACCUCAAAAUUAUGGCAUCGUCGCAUUGUGGUUUCUUUUUUACUGCUGCUUGGGCUUAUAGCUACAUAUUACGUUGAAGGAGCACAUCAACAGUAUGUGCAACGUAUAGAGAAACAAUUUCUUUUGUAUGCCUACUGGAUAGGCUUGGGAAUUUUGUCUUCUGUUGGACUUGAAGGACUGCACACCUUUCUGCUUUAUCUGGGCCCACAUAUAGCUUCAGUUACAUUAGCUGCUUAUGAAUGCAACUCAGUUAAUUUCCCUGAGCCACCUUAUCCUGAUCAAAUUAUUUGUCCAGAUGAAGAGGGCACCGAAGGAGCCAUUUCUUUGUGGAGUAUCAUCUCAAAAGUUAGGAUUGAGGCAUGCAUGUGGGGUAUCGGCACAGCAAUUGGAGAGCUACCUCCGUAUUUCAUGGCAAGGGCAGCUCGCCUCUCAGGUGCUGAACCAGAUGAUGAAGAAUAUCAGGAAUUUGAAGAGAUGCUGGAACAUGCAGAGACUGCACAAGACUUUGCCUCACGGGCUAAACUGGCAGUUCAAAACCUAGUACAGAAGGUUGGAUUUUUUGGAAUUUUGGCCUGUGCUUCAAUUCCAAAUCCUCUGUUUGAUCUGGCUGGAAUAACAUGUGGACAUUUUCUUGUACCAUUUUGGACCUUCUUCGGUGCAACACUGAUUGGAAAAGCAAUAAUUAAAAUGCAUAUCCAGAAACUCUUUGUUAUAAUAACAUUCAGCAAGCACAUAGUGGAGCAGAUGGUGGCUUUCAUUGGUGCUGUCCCCGGCAUAGGUCCGUCUCUGCAGAAGCCAUUCCAGGAAUACCUGGAAGCUCAGCGACAGAAGCUUCACCACAAAAGCGAAAUGGGCACACCACAGGGAGAAAACUGGUUGUCCUGGAUGUUCGAGAAGUUGGUCGUGGUGAUGGUGUGUUACUUUAUCCUGUCUAUCAUUAACUCCAUGGCACAAAGUUAUGCCAAGCGAAUCCAACAGCGGUUGAACUCAGAGGAGAAAACUAAAUAAGCAGAGAAAAGUUUUUAACUGCAGAAAUUAGAAUGGAUGGGUUCUGCUUUAAAUUGGGAGGACUCUAAACCAGGAAGGGAACUUCCCUUUUCCAACCUAUAUCAAUUUUAAAAACUUUUUUCCUGAAAGCAAUUUAGUCCAUAUUUUGCACUAACAUAACUUUUCCUUUAUGCGUUAAGGUAUCCACCCUCAAUCCAGUCCACAUUGUUCUUUUAUUAAGGUGGAAUGUGAUGUUCAGCCGCAAACCUAAUGAAAUUGGCCUUCUAUUUGUUACUUUCAAAAGGCCCACAUGGUAAAGUUAGAGUAUUCCUGCCACACAAAAAGUUCCUAAGUAUGUUAAAUAUUUCAAGCUUUUUAGGCUUGUCAGAAAUGAUUGCUUUGUUUUUCUAAGUCAUCAAAAUGUAUAUAAAUUAUAUAGAUUGGAUAACAGUCUUGCAUGUCUAUCAUGGUACAAUUUAAUAUGCCAUCCUGCCCAAACCUUCCUCUCCCACCCUCAAAAAGGCCAUUUUAUGAUGCUUUGCACACCCCUGGGGAAAUUGAUCUUUAAAUUUUGAGACAGUAUAAGGAAAAUCUGGUUGGUGUCUCAUGAAUGAGCUGACACCAUUUUUUAUUCUGUAUAUUUAGAAUGAAGUCAUGGAAAAACUUUAUAAAGACAUCUUUGAUCAUUCCAAAAUUGUGUCCAUUUUUUUUGAGCGUUUUGAUUUUUUACUUCCUUUUAGCUUCUUCCAACUGAGGGCUUUGCCAAAUCCACCACAAUCAGAAUUUCAUAGCAUUCAUUUAUUUGCAUGAAAGAGCCACCACCAUGGUAUCUUUUGUUAUGCUGAAAUCAGCCACUACACUCAGCUAAAUGGCACCUCUGUGAUUGCCCCAGUCUGGGGAUUUCUUGCUUUGUGAAAACAAGAUAGGAGAGGUGAUAAUACGUAAAUCAAGGGAUCCUGGAGAGGGCUGGGGAAACAUGCCUGCCAUGUGCAAGACCUUGGGUUCCAUCUUCAGCAGCACCAAAAAAAGCGAAAGAAAUUCUUUUUUUAUUUAACCCAGUUUUUCAUAUCUGUUCAUUUUAACUACCAUGUACUCUGGUUUUAACAGACAGAAAUUUACUUUUUAUGUGUAACCCAGUUUCCUUUCUGUAUUUUAUUCUUAAUGUGAAAAUUUAUUCUAAAUUUUCUUUGGGAAUGUUUCUGAUUGAACUUGUUUGUUUUGCUUAGGAAGAAAAUAAACAGUUUUUGUGGUU
This is a messenger RNA of Sciurus carolinensis (gray squirrel), 2674 nucleotides long. RefSeq names its product vacuole membrane protein 1 (gene Vmp1). NCBI's taxonomy places the organism in Eukaryota, Metazoa, Chordata, Mammalia, Rodentia, Sciuridae. The record is from RefSeq and is a predicted model, not a curated record. Gene Ontology annotation, biological process: autophagy; Golgi organization. Gene Ontology annotation, cellular component: membrane; endoplasmic reticulum; endomembrane system.